AUGCCAUUAACACCGACUCCAACUCUGACUCACAAGAAGGUGAAUUUUCUUGUGACUUCACGUUCUGUUGAUGCUGCUCCAAUUGUGGAUAGUGAUAGUAACAAUCUAGGGAAUUUGACCACAAGAGGAAAAUCGUCGAGUGCUAUAAGUAUUAUGCCGAAAUUGAACUUUCCGUAUAAUAGGACUUCAUCAUCUGAUGUUGAAAAGGCGAUAAGUUUGGCUCCGGAAAGUCCUUGUGAGAAGCCUUCUGUCUCUGGAUCAGGAUCAGUGUCUUUGAGUAAGCUGUUUGCUCCUAAGAUUUAUAGAACUUCUUCGCUACCGGUUGAAGAAAUCGGGCGUGUUAAUAAUGAGUUUGCUUUUGGUGGAUGUCUUGGUGCUUCUCCAUAUAGAAGCCAGGGAUCGAUAGCUCGCACUCGUUCAGAGCCGGUAGAUAGCAAAGAAAAAAUCAUAAGGAAAAUGGAUAAGUUUUUCCGCAUUAUUCCUUCCACCCCAGGUGCAAAGGAAGUUAAAGAAUGGUUAAAAGCUUCUGCAGAAAAGGAUACAGAAAAUGGCGAUGAUGACGGUGAAGAUAUAGCUGAAGAGGAAGCUGUGUGUAGGAUUUGUCUGAUUGAGCUAUGUGAAGGAGGUGAGACGCUGAAGAUGGAAUGCAGUUGCAAAGGUGAACUUGCAUUGGCUCACCAAGAAUGCGCUAUCAAGUGGUUCAGUAUCAGGGGUAACAAGACAUGUGAUGUGUGCAAGCAAGAAGUUCAGAAUCUCCCUGUCACUCUCUUACGCAUCCAAAAUGUUCAAACUCAGAAUACCGCAGCAAGGUCUCAGCAGGAAGACGACUUCAGGGUUUGGCAGGAGUUACCUGUGCUUGUCAUUGUCAGCAUGCUUGCUUAUUUCUGUUUCCUUGAGCAGCUUUUGGUAAGAACAAAUGUCCUCUCAUUUCUCUCAAAGUUACAACUCGCUAUUGUGAGCUUUGGAAAUGUUUCAGCCGCACAAAAGAAGGAAGCUGAGGAAUUUGGCGCGUCCUGCUUCUCCUGGGAAGAGUUUCUCCAGUUGGGAAGUUUAGAUUGGGAUCUACCACUGAAAAAGAAGACUGAUAUUUGCACAAUAAUGUACACAAGUGGAACAACCGGAGAACCGAAAGGUGUCAUUAUUAAGAAUGAGGCAUUCAUGUCUGAAGUGUUGUCUAUUGAUCAAAUUAUCAUGUUAACAGACAGAGUGAUUAACAAUUUAUAUUCUGAUUACAAUUUAGUAUCAAUAUAUCAACACGAAGAAACUAAGCGGACUAUCAUAAGGCUGGAGCAGGGUGUUCACUCUUUCACGCAAAAAGCCAUGGCUUCACACGGAGCAUUGGCAAUGUUAUAUGGCUGCCACUCAAAUUACUAUAUCAAGAAACCUGAGGUACAAGAAGAAGCGCAAAAUGGACAAGUAGAAUUGGAAAAACAUGUCAUCACAAAGACAUUGACUAAGCCAUCUGAGGCAUAUUAUGAUGCCAAAAACCUGCCACAUGUUCUUAACUCUCAUAUCCGAGUUUUUUCCCUUGGAAUGGUGAGGCCGAGCGAUGAUCGGAGGAAGCCGUUGAUAUCUAAGAUGCCUUUGUCUGGAGCCUAUGGCUGA
Molecule: messenger RNA, 1605 nt
Organism: Vicia faba (fava bean)
Lineage: Eukaryota; Viridiplantae; Streptophyta; Magnoliopsida; Fabales; Fabaceae
Source: the annotation of a GenBank genome assembly